Chroicocephalus ridibundus (black-headed gull) is the source of this 3375-nucleotide messenger RNA. RefSeq names its product DnaJ heat shock protein family (Hsp40) member C15 (gene DNAJC15). Gene Ontology annotation, cellular component: PAM complex, Tim23 associated import motor. The transcript has 6 exons. Gene Ontology annotation, biological process: protein import into mitochondrial matrix. The coding region runs from base 337 to 783 and encodes 148 amino acids. Lineage: Eukaryota; Metazoa; Chordata; Aves; Charadriiformes; Laridae. Gene Ontology annotation, molecular function: ATPase activator activity. The record is from RefSeq and is a predicted model, not a curated record.
CUCAUGGCGCCAUGAGCCUCCCGCCCGGCCGCCCUCCCUCAGAGCUACCGAGGAGGAGGAGACUUCGGCGGCAAAGCCGGGGUCCUCCAAAGCUGUGAGCGAGGGCGGCCAUGGGGCGGCAGGAGGUGAGGGCGAAGGCCGGCCAUGGGGCGAUAGGAAGAGGUGAGGGCCGAGCCCCGUCGCUAGCAGGUCCCGGCCCCCCACGCCGCCGGGGCCGUCCCCGCCUCCUCCCGCCUCACGGAGGACCGGCGAAGGGAGGCGCGACAGAGCCCGUCCUUCCAACUGUUUUGUCGCUCCGGCCGACCCGUAGCGCUUUCCUCUUCCCCUCCCUCCAUCAUGGAAGGAGCGGCGGCGUCCUCCGAGGGCCUGCGCUAUGCCGAGUACGCCAGGGUCCCUGCGGGCGCCGGCAAGGGCCAAGCCGAGCUGGACCGAGGGCUGGCCAGAACUAUGAUAGCACUUGGACUUGGUGUUGCGACCGUUGCAUUUGCAGGUCGUUAUGCUUUCCACCUUUGGAAACCGUUGGAGCAGGCAAUUACAGAGACAGCAAAGAGGAUUUCAACUUCUAGUCUUUCGUUGUACUAUAAAGGGGGAUUUGAACAGAAAAUGAGUAGGCGAGAAGCUAGUCUUAUUUUAGGUGUAAGUCCAUCUGCUGGCAAGGCCAAAAUCAGAACAGCCCAUAGAAGAAUCAUGAUUUUGAAUCAUCCUGAUAAAGGUGGAUCACCUUACUUAGCAACAAAAAUAAAUGAAGCAAAGGACCUGUUGGAAUCCACUGCCAAAAACUGAAAGGCAAAGCCUUGGGUCAUAAGAGAUUCAGCAGAUACAUCGUGCAGCAGCUUUCAUAUCUACUUGCUCUGCACAGUUUCUUAACACCACAUUGAUUGUUUCUAUUUAUUGUCAUAAUUAAGAGUUUAAGAUUAUUUGAAAGCAAACUGAAAUCUUUUACAGUUAUGUAAAGUUAUAUACAGUUACGCUCCUGUGAGGAGCAGGGCGUUGGACUGGAUGAUCCUUAUGCGUCCCUUCCAACUCAAGAUAUUCUAUGAUUCUGUGUAUUAAUUUUAGUGUGUUUUUACUGAACUAUGAUCCAUUACAAGCUUUGAAAAUAUUCUCCUACUGUCUGUGUUUUUUCUUCAGAAGUCGUUGCUCUUUCAGUGAACUUUUGGAGCUUUUUAAAAUGUAAAAAAUAGUCUUAAAUAUAGGCUUUCUUCUUCAUUGAUGAAGACUUGACCGUUGCCAGAAAACCUGGGACAAUGUAUUGAGUCACAGGGAGUAUGGCAGACCCCGUACGGCAAGUUUUCAACAUAACCUUACACUUGAACCUGUUCGUUUGUGAAAUAGUAGUGCUUAUUCACGAGCGCGGUUUGAGAUGGAACAAAAUGACUAACAGCACUACAGACUGCAGUUUCCAUUAGCUGUAUCCAUGGGCCUUGGAGAUACGAAGGAAGAGCCUUGGCUUCGGUUCGUUCUUUUGCAUAUUAAAAGAUCUCUGAAAUUGUCAAAUAAUUCUUUGGAUGUGCUUUUACUUCAAGCCACAGAGUGCGCUUACUCUAGCAGCUGGGGUGGUGCAGGGGUUUUCAUGGCAGUGGAACUGAAGAAGGUAGGUCCACGUGGCAUGAAGUUCAGGUGGAUUUUAUAGGCUUAUGGCUCUGGGUGGACUUACUGGGUUAGUUCUCCAGUAAUUCCCACAUCUCUGCAUUAUGCUCCGUUUCCCAAAGUAUCAUACGCACCUCCUUAUGUAGCACCUUAGCAACGUAGUGCUGGCUUUGGGGAAUACUGAAGCUGUGGACCUCUGACCUUAAAGGGAACACAUUUUAAUUAGCAGCUGAGAGAUGCUAUUUGGGGCACUUGGCUGCUGCAAAUUCCUACCAGUAAGUUGGCUGCAGGUGAAUUAACUCUCCUAAGAGGAGGAUGAUGAGAUGAGACAGUCUAGUGGAUUCAUUGCAAGACUGAAAAACUUUCUAGUAUCCAUUCAAACUCGUAUCAUUUGAGGUACAACAAACAGCAAUCCCAUUUCCUAGGUUAUUUAGCCAGAGGAAAGUGGCUAAGAGCAGUUAAAUAAUUAAAGCAUCCAACCUCAUAUUAUCCAUCAUAACAUGCAUCCAGUGGUGUGUGUCCAGAUUGCAUGGAUUUUUCCUUGAAAGGAAGAAAGAAUGUGAUUUAUUUUUUUUUAUCGGGUUCCUCCCACUUUGUCACAAUUCCCUUACUUUCAUUAAAGAUAGAUGAAAAAAAAGUAGACCCUGAAAGAAAAUACUAACUUUAGGUAAUUUAGAGACUCCUUGGCAGUUGGAGUGGCAGGAAAUACGACACCACUUGACUGGAUAAAGCAAAAAGGCUGCAGGGAAAAACCUGCUUGGGAACAGGCAUACGCUGUACGAGUACUACACUCGUGACAUUUAACUAAUGCUCUAAUAGAAGAAAAUUUAAAUUAAAGAUAAUGGACUUUAUUGCUAUGCAGUAGCCUUAAUUGUUUUUUGUUGAAGGAGUAGCCACCAAUUAAUGCAACUUUAAGAUUAGUUAUUCCUUGCACUGAUAUAUCAGUAUAUAUCAGACCUUAUAGUGCCCUUCCAGUACCUGAAGGGGGCCUACAGGAAAGCUGGGGAGGGGCUGUUUGCAAGGGCAUGUAGCCAUAGGACGAGGGGCAAUGGUUUUAAACUGGAGCAGGGCAGGUUUAGAUUAGACAUUAGGGAGAAGUUCUGUACAAUGAGGGUGGUGAGACACUGGCACAAGUUGCCCAGAGAGGUGGUGGAGGCCCCAUCCCUGGAGACAUUCAAGGCCAGGCUUGAUGAGGCUCUGAGCAACCUGAUCUAGUUGAAGAUGUCCCUGCUUACUGCAGGGGGGUUGGGCUAGAUGACCUUUAAAGGUCCCUUCCAACCCAACACAUUCUAUGAUUCUGCGUAUUAGCAAAAAAAAAAAGUAAAUCCUUAAGGUUUUCAUUUUGGGAGCAGAGAAGUGAGAUGGUGGGGUUGUUCUUCAUUUUCUGAAGUGGAGUCUGGUAAGUCAUCUGAGUCAUUGUUCAAAAGCAAAAUUGGUGUGUAUGGUAGGUAGCAAAACCGUUCUCUGUAAUGAUUUUGAACUGAUUAGCUGUUGUUUUCAUAUGAUUGCCUUCUUUUUUUUACCCCUGAGUAAAAUGAGGUAUAAAGAGCUAUUCUAAAGUAUCAGUUGAAAGAAAUGCAUUGAAGAAGGUUACUUGUUCUGGUCUUAAAAGUUAACUUCCCAUGUUUUUGUAGGAAGUGCAGGUUUUAUUUUGGUGAGAGCGUGUUGUUGAUAGUUUUCUUCCUGAUCUAAUUAUUUAUAUCUGAUUAUUUUGGAUGAAACGCUUUUUUCUGUCUUUCAGUUAUGACAGAGAUUGUGCUUCUUAAUAAAAAGAAGUAAAACCAA